UGUUAGUCUGUUAUUUUGUUCUAUAGUUGGUUGUUCGUUUCUCUCAUUAUUCAUUACCCAAUAAUCCCCACUUUCUAUACCAUUGCCGUAUUGACCUUUUUUGUAUUACAACCGGCCGAACACGACAACAGCGCCAAUACAACUUUACUUUAUACCUAAACACCAAAGUGGAAACCUACACUACAGUUCAAUCGAAUCUACCUUGAGCUGUGCUGGAUCUCUUCUUCUUCUUCUUCUUUCACCUUAGGCUACCGAGUUAAUGGAUCCGAGAGGUGUACUGAUAUUAGUGGCGGUUCUAGUUGCGGAAAUUGGCUCUGUCGCCAACGGAAAUUUAGUGUUCCCGGUGGAGCGUCGGAAAAGGAGCCUAAGCGCUGUCAGAGCUCACGACGUUCGCCGUCGCGGUCGAAUUCUCUCCGCCGUGGAUCUCAACCUCGGCGGCAAUGGUCUCCCUACCGAAACCGGUUUGUAUUUUACAAAACUUGGGCUUGGCUCUCCUCCGAGGGAUUAUUAUGUGCAAGUUGAUACAGGAAGUGACAUUCUUUGGGUGAAUUGUGUUGAGUGCUCCAGAUGUCCCAGGAAAAGUGAUCUUGGUAUAGAUUUGACUCUUUAUGACCCGAAGGGCUCCGAAACUUCAGAUGUGGUUUCUUGUGACCAAGAUUUUUGCUCUGCCACGUUUGACGGUCCAAUUCCUGGUUGCAAGUCUGAAAUUCCAUGCCCCUACAGCAUAACUUACGGAGACGGAAGUGCAACUACUGGAUACUAUGUCCAGGAUUAUCUUACUUAUAACCGUAUCAAUGGCAAUCUUCGUACUUCGCCACAAAAUAGCAGCAUUAUUUUUGGGUGUGGUGCUGUACAAUCUGGGACAUUGGGUUCAUCUUCUGAAGAAGCCCUUGAUGGAAUAAUUGGUUUUGGACAAGCAAAUUCUUCUGUGCUUUCACAGCUUGCCGCAUCUGGAAAGGUGAAAAAAAUAUUUUCACACUGUCUUGACAAUGUUCGUGGUGGUGGAAUAUUUGCCAUUGGGGAAGUGGUGGAACCAAAAGUCAGUACAACUCCGUUGGUACCAAGAAUGGCACACUACAACGUGGUUUUGAAGAGUAUUGAGGUUGAUACAGAUAUUCUACAGCUUCCCUCAGAUAUAUUUGAUUCUGUAAAUGGGAAGGGUACAGUAAUAGAUAGUGGAACAACCUUGGCUUAUCUUCCUGCCAUAGUUUAUGAUGAACUGAUUCAAAAGGUUUUGGCCCGGCAGCCUGGACUGAAAUUAUAUCUUGUUGAGCAACAAUUUCGUUGUUUUCUGUAUACUGGAAAUGUUGAUCGUGGAUUUCCAGUUGUCAAGCUUCAUUUUAAGGAUUCUCUUUCUCUGACAGUUUAUCCUCAUGACUACCUGUUCCAGUUUAAAGAUGGUAUCUGGUGUAUUGGCUGGCAGAGAAGUGUAGCACAAACAAAGAAUGGAAAGGACAUGACCCUUCUUGGAGAUUUGGUGCUAUCUAACAAACUAGUGAUAUAUGAUCUUGAAAAUAUGGUCAUUGGAUGGACUGACUACAAUUCAUUGUGGUGUUGUGUUUUUUAGGCUCUUCCAGCAUUAAAGUGAAGGAUGAAGCGACUGGAAUAGUACAUACAGUGGUUGCACACAAUAUUUCUUCAGCUUCUACCUUAUUUAUUGGAAGAAUAUUGACUUUCUUUUUGUUGCUAACUGCCAUGCUAAACAAUUAAAUUAACUUGGUCUUGAUAUAAUAGGGAUGACAUUCAUUCGAUUUUGUUGUACCAUAAUUCCUGUGCAGUGUGGUUGAUAUGGUAUAGUCAAUCAUUACUCGUGUAGAUAGAAUUGAAAAAGGGGCAAAUAUUUUUAAGUUUUUUUUUUCAGUAUUUUUUUGUAUUAUUUUUUAAAUUGAUUACCAAUGAAUGUAUUGCCUUGACUUUUUAUGACGAUGACGAUGGAUAUUGCUGUUCAUUCAAAAGGUAGUUAAAUAAUACAAUUUACUUGUAGCAAUCAGCAAUGCAGGCAAA
This is a messenger RNA of Glycine soja, 2004 nucleotides long. Its product is annotated as aspartic proteinase-like protein 2. The record is from RefSeq and is a predicted model, not a curated record. The transcript is spliced from 10 exons. Bases 260 to 1567 code for a protein of 435 amino acids. Gene Ontology annotation, molecular function: aspartic-type endopeptidase activity. Gene Ontology annotation, biological process: proteolysis. Lineage: Eukaryota; Viridiplantae; Streptophyta; Magnoliopsida; Fabales; Fabaceae.